Messenger RNA from Aspergillus niger, 1170 nucleotides. RefSeq lists its product as uncharacterized. Gene Ontology annotation, cellular component: cytoplasm. The coding region runs from base 1 to 1170 and encodes 389 amino acids. The record is from RefSeq and is a predicted model, not a curated record. Gene Ontology annotation, molecular function: flavin adenine dinucleotide binding; electron-transferring-flavoprotein dehydrogenase activity. The transcript has 2 exons. NCBI's taxonomy places the organism in Eukaryota, Fungi, Ascomycota, Eurotiomycetes, Eurotiales, Aspergillaceae.
AUGCACAGUAUUGUUAUCCUUGGCGGGAACUUUGCCGGCGUUAGCACCGCACAGUACCUCCUCAAGCACGUCUUGCCCGUAGUCAAGAACGAAGAAUCGCAAUACAAGGUUACGCUCGUGUCGCCGUCCGCUCAAACCUUCUUUAAGGUGGCAGUCCCGCGAGUCUUGGUAUCGGACAAGGUCCCAAACGACAAGCUGUUUGCUUCCAUCCCCAAUGCUUUCCGCCAGUACAACUCGGACGACUUCACCUUUAUCCAAGGCGAGGCGGUCGGACUAGACGAGACGGCUAAGACAGUGUCCAUCAAGAGCGUUGGAGCUGCGGACCGCUUGAUUGGGUAUCACUCUUUAGUCAUUGCUACAGGGACCACCAGUCCUAGCGCAGUAUGGACGCUGCACGGCGAUCACGAAAUUACCCUCGCCGCAUUUCAGGACCUCCAAGCACGACUCCCGACCUCGAAAACAAUUCUCAUAGCAGGAGGCGGUCCCACAGGCGUCGAAACAGCAGGCGAGAUAGCAAGCCAGCACAAGGACAAAGAAGUCACUCUCCUAUCUGGAGGCACGCGUCUGCUGCCGAGGUUGCGGAAUAAAAAGAUUGCGCCGAGGGCAGAGCAACAGUUGGCAGCGCUGAACGUGCGGACAUUGCACGGCGUGCGCGUCACGUCGUCAACUAUGUCGGCUGACAAGGUGUCGUUGGUGUUGAGCGACGGCACCACUAGGACUGUCGACUUGUACAUUGACACGACGGGCAGCACACCAAACACCAGCUUUCUACCGCCAUCGUGGCUUGAUGGCAGCAAACACGUUGCCGUGGACGGGGCCACGCUUCGCGCCACCAAUGCUCCCGAUGGUGUGUACGCGAUAGGAGAUGUAGCGUCUUAUUCUAACGGAGGCAUCCCGGACGCUGUUUGGUCUGUUCCCGCGCUGGGGUAUUCCAUCUGGUCCGACCUACGCGUUGCUGCCACUAGGGACGGAUCCAUGAAGGGCGCUGCACCGCUAUUGAAGGAGAAUAAGUACAAGCAGAUCGAGGAGGACAUGAGCAUUGUUCCCAUAGGACCAUCCGGUGGUGUUGGGGCGCUGUUUGGGUGGGCUGUUCCUAGUUGGUUUGUGUGGUUGUUGAAAUCGAGGACGUUUAUGAUGGAUAGUGCGCCCAAGGUUGCUACUGGUUAUUAG